Hyaloperonospora brassicae is the source of this 837-nucleotide messenger RNA. The record is from the annotation of a GenBank genome assembly. Lineage: Eukaryota; Oomycota; Peronosporomycetes; Peronosporales; Peronosporaceae.
AUGGCGACGCUGCCUCCUGUGCCAGUGGCGGUGUCCCCGCAGGACUUGCCCCGAGUGCUUGCGAUCCUCGUCGGUGGCUAUGGCUCAGUGUGCUGGCUGGCGCUCCAGAUGGACGAGCACUUUGCGGCCGACGACCAGGACGAGCACUUUCGCUAUCCCACCGUGAGGGCUCUAGUUGCGCUCUACACGCUGAUGCUGGUGCUUUUCCGCUUCUACGAACACGGCACCUACGUGCUCUACGAGAUGUUGUGGGCGUGCAACGUGUCCCUCGUGCUUGUGGUCAUGGCGCUGUACCUGUCAAAGCCCUUCCUGGUGGGCGUAGCGAUGGUGACCGUGGCGGGAGACCAAUUGCUCUGGUACAUUGACACGCUCUCGUUCGUGCUCAAUGGAAAGCUCAUCACGGGGGCAAUGCAAUACCUCACGUACCCGGAAAACCGCACGUUCUCCAAGACAUUUUUUGCAACGCACCACCUCUGGUUCUUGCCCGUGUGCCUCUAUAUCACGAACGGUCACGGUGGCAUGCACAAUUCCAGCUUCAUUGGCUCGUGCAUCUUGACGUCGUUCUUGGCUGCGUUCUGUCGCGCUUUCACGCCCUUUCAAGUUCGUGUGCCUGGCAGUGAGCACGUCAUUUACCUGAACGUGAACGGGAGCUACGCGUUCUGGAAAGACAUUGACGUUCCGUUGCUGCAUGUGCUGGACCACCGCCAUCCCGCGUUGUACAUUCCGUUUCUCGCGAUCGUGGGCAAUCUAGUGGCAAAUGGUCUCCCCCACAUGUUGGUGCUUGGCAUCAGCCUGGGACUUCGGUACAAUCCGCUCCUCGAGGGGAUCACCCACUGA